Messenger RNA from Coniophora puteana RWD-64-598 SS2, 2361 nucleotides. RefSeq lists its product as uncharacterized. Lineage: Eukaryota; Fungi; Basidiomycota; Agaricomycetes; Boletales; Coniophoraceae. Bases 1 to 2361 code for a protein of 786 amino acids. The record is from RefSeq and is a predicted model, not a curated record. The transcript has 5 exons.
AUGAUCCCCGACUCCGAACGUACCUCCUACCUAGCUGCUGGGUGGGAGCAAGAUUAUGAACCCACUCCUCUUCGCCACUUUUCCAGUGCUCUACAAUGGUACGAGUCCAACUACGACAAGAAUAUUUAUUCUGGCCGCAUGAUUGCCAUUCUUCAAUCGAGCGGCGCGGGUAAAUCACGCCUAGUUGAUGCUCUUGCAACAGAGUAUCCUGUCUUUAGUAUUGUGUGCUGCAGUCAUGACAGAAUAAUCGGCUGGCCGCCGAGUGACCAAUGGGCGAUGAAGUUCUUUGAAGAGCACUCUGAAAUGGCUACAGAUAUAAGAGGUGAAGAGAUGGCGGCUGCGUUUCUCGGUGCGCUGAUAGGGGCGCUUGCUGACCAGUACGAGCUCUCGCUAUUCAAGGGCAAGGAUCGUGGUUUUGGCUACUCAUCGACGGAGAGAGCUUCACUUUUUGAAGCAGUCUAUACGAAGGCCAACACUAUGCUUCGUGAGAACGAGGAGUUUCUCAUCGAGGAACGUAAAUGGAUAGAUAUGGUCUACGGAAAGGCGAAGUGGCCAACUCAUAAAUUCCCCGGAGGCAGCAAAGAGUGGCACCAACGACUCUUUGCGAGGUUUUGUGGAGAGCCGUUCGAGGAAAUGAGCCGUAAACUCGAGGCAGAUCACGAAACGAGAUUCUUGCUUGCCUUCGACAACUGCGCAGACCUCGGCCGCAACCUGCCCGAAAUAGACGGACCCAGUCGCCAGAUGUCAUCAUACGCGCUCCUGCGCGUCCUCAAGGCUGCAGAGUAUUUUACGAAGCCCGUUUGCUUCUGGUUUCUCCCUGUCGAUACGAACCCCUCAGAGAUUCUGCCUCAUCCGUCGGAUGUUUUACGCCCACUCCCUCCUUUUGUCUAUCUAGGCUUCGACCAGUUUAUCGACCGGGUGCAGAAGGACAGAGCCUCUGACUCGUUAUGUCUCAGGAACCUGAGAAACUAUGGUCGGCCGUUAUGGUCAACCGUAAAACCAAGCGAUCUCUUGAAAUUGGCACGGCAGAAACUCUUCUCAGGACAUUUAUUCUUUCCAGACAACUCAAGUCAUGUUUUUGCAGCCUUCGCCUUUCGAGCAUGUAUCGAGCUCAACGGAAGCGAGGGCUCAAGCCGGCUUGCCGCGUCGGCUGUUGCCUAUCAUAUGAACAUUUUCCGUUCAUUUUCCAGAGACAGCCUGAACACGAUAUCCCCCUCAGAACCCAUGCUUGCGAUUGCAUCAGCGAGUGCGCUGACGUCGACUGCUGGCAAAUACCUUCGUGCUUGCAAUACUCUCUUGGAGAAAUUGGUUAGUGGGAACUUGCUGAGCGACGUUGGGGAUCAAGGAGAACUUUGUAGUCGCCUUUUGCUCCUGCUCGCUCGCGACGUCACCACCUUUCGGUUUCACGACAGGUUUGUAAGGCCGUAUGGGAGCGAUGAGGGAGACGGCGGCGAUCAGAUUUAUGCUAUCUCGUUGACCGACUUUCUGGACGCUCUCCUCGGUCCGUCGAGUCCACUCCCCCGGACGGAAAUUGAUCGUGCGAUGAGCUUCGGCUUCAAGGAAAUGGAGCUGGCUCGAGAGCUCCGCGCCUUCUGCGAUGACAAAUGGGUCAAUUUCACGCACUUCGUGAGAAUUCAUAAAACUAUCGACCACCUUACUCUUAGCGAUCUCGAGACCGCCUGGUUCCGAGGUGCAGCCAUCCAAUGCGACCGCAACCAACCUGUCAUCGACGGGGGGAUCGUCUACUACGAUGGAUUACUCGAUGCGCCGUACGAUCCAUCACGUCUUGGUUUCUUGGCGUACCAAACCACGGGGAAAAGGAGGAGCGGAGGCGGGGAGAUCGGCGCCGGUCUGACUGCUCCGCCAAUAUUGCGCCCUCAACCCGACCACGGCGGGUUCCACCGCUACAAACCAAAGACGAUCGUCAUGCUCAUGGACCUCGCCGCCGCGUCGCAUUUCGAAUACAGCGGUGGCCAGAAUUCCUGGCUGCGGCUGCGCGCAGCGCAGAAACCCGCUCGGAGCUCAUGGGCUGGCUAUGCGGACCCGCAGAGGGGCGAGGAAGAGCCAGAGAGCUUCUUUAUCAACGUCCGCGGGUGCUCGUCGACGGAGUAUCCGCUCAUGAGACGGUCGCCGUUUGGCUACUUUGCGGAUUUCUUCCGCUGUCUCAUGGAGCACGAUAAUCCGGCAGAGCUGAAGGACAUGGAAGGUGGUAUGCUGGAGGCUAUGGAUCCAUUUGGUGGACCUGCAGUGGACAGGGCGACGACUAAGAGGAAGCGAGAAGAGAGGGAAGAGAGUGAGGAACAUAGGGUAAACGAUAGCGAGGCUCGUAGCGAGUCCGAGUCUAUGCCCGUCGCUGUGUAA